UAGUUAAAAACAAAUAAAAGUAUCAACUAUGUUUGGUUUGUAUGUGACUCUCUUUCUUUUGUGUAAUCCGCAAAAGGCAACUGGACUCGUACUGUUACCGGCAUUUUACACAUUAACAACACUGGUACCAGUGUGCGUCUGUAAACAAAAGCGGACUUUGGAGCUAAAAUAAAAACGAACAGGCAGAAGCUCGGACAGCCGUUAAAGAAAGGAGGCAAUGUGGUCGGUGAUCAGCAGGGUGAAAUCCGGCCAACGGUGCUUGGAGCUCAGGCUUGGCUUCCGAAGGCACACCGAGGGUCCGGGCACCAUGGCAGUCCAGGACGGGCGAGUGCGUGCGGGCGUGCGAACACACACAGUCCGGCUAGGAGGAGGCUGUGGACUGUGGUACUCCUCAGGGACCCGACUGAACGAAGGGCUGCUCUUCAGACAGCUGUUUGAAUCAGAGAGCAGCACCUACACUUACCUGCUGGCUGACAGGGAGACCAAGGACGCCGUCCUCAUCGACCCCGUACUGGAGACCAUCGACAGAGACCUGAAGCUCGUCCAUGAACUGGGGCUCCAUCUAAAAGUAGCAGUGAACACUCACUGCCAUGCGGACCACAUCACCAGCACGGGGCUGAUGAAGACAAGGUUAGCCGGGCUUAAGAGUGCCAUCUCCAAAGUCAGUGGCGCCUCUGCAGAUAUACUCCUGUCAGACGGAGACAAGAUCGCCUUCGGAAAACAUUAUCUGACCGUGAGAGAAACACCGGGACACACUGACGGCUGUGUGACACUGGUGACACAGGACCGGCGCAUGGCUUUCACCGGGGACGCUUUGCUCAUCCGAGGUUGCGGCAGGACGGACUUCCAGCAAGGUUGUGCUGAAAGGCUCUACAGCUCCGUUCAUGAGAAGAUCUUCACCCUGCCCGACCGGUGCCUCAUCUACCCAGCACAUGACUACUUAGGACAGACGGUGUCUACUGUCGGUGAGGAGCGCAUGUUUAACCCUCGCCUGACCAAAAGCUUGGAGGAGUUUGUGAACAUCAUGAACAAUCUGAAUCUCCCGAAGCCUUCCAAAAUAGAUAUUUCAGUGCCCGCUAAUCUGGUCUGCGGCGUUCAUCACGUUGGAAUGCCCUGCACGAGAAGGAGAGAAUAAAGAAUCAGUGCAUAG
This is a messenger RNA of Dunckerocampus dactyliophorus (ringed pipefish), 1150 nucleotides long. It is a transcript of the gene ethe1, whose product is annotated as ETHE1 persulfide dioxygenase. The transcript is spliced from 8 exons. Gene Ontology annotation, biological process: hydrogen sulfide metabolic process; glutathione metabolic process. The coding region runs from base 218 to 1135 and encodes 305 amino acids. Gene Ontology annotation, molecular function: sulfur dioxygenase activity. The record is from RefSeq and is a predicted model, not a curated record. NCBI's taxonomy places the organism in Eukaryota, Metazoa, Chordata, Actinopteri, Syngnathiformes, Syngnathidae.